Molecule: messenger RNA, 1149 nt
Organism: Bacidia gigantensis
Lineage: Eukaryota; Fungi; Ascomycota; Lecanoromycetes; Lecanorales; Ramalinaceae
Exons: 2
Coding region: 1-1149 (382 amino acids)
Source: RefSeq, a predicted model, not a curated record
AUGACUCAACCCGAGCAAUUCGUCGGCUUCGGGGGCGUUGGGAACCCAGGCCCCUACCUCCGCAAGACCCGCGACGAAUGCAUCGCCCUGGUCCAACCAAAAACGCAAUUCGCCCUCAAACAAAACGUGACAGCCUGCAUACUGCAGAAAUUCACCGAGACCGACAAAGCAAUCUACGCAUCCCGCCAAUACGUGCUCACACUCUGGCCAGCCUUCAUCGGCGCCAUCGUCGCCCUGGCGCCCGAUCCGGCGUACAUGGUGUACGAUAAUCUGUGGUGGUCGGUCUUGUUCUGUGUAACGAGUGGAGGGUUGCCGGGGCUGGAGCAGGGGUCGUCGCCGCCGCAUCACGUAGAGGCGCAUUCUGAGGGGGAGGGGAGGGAGAUGUGUGAGGGGUGGGUCUAUGAUGGGGCGCAGCCGAAGGUGAUGUCGAAGGCUUAUGCGAUGGGGGAGGCGAGGAGAGGGAAAGGGCACGUUCGUAUGGAGUGGGUUUCGCUUUUCGUGGGCGUUGGUCUGUGGGCGGGAUUUAUUGCAUAUUUUGCGAUUACGCUGAAACCUUCGGUUGGGUUCAGCUAUAAUGGCGAUCCAACAAAACAUGCCAUAUGGUAUUACAUCUCCGCCGCCCCCGCAAUCCUUGCCUGCAUCUUCGAGGCCUUACAAAACCGUGUCGACCUCUACGAACCAGUCAACGUUGUUGAAAAUGUCGGCGACAGUCUAAUCAAAGGUGAAGCCUCAGCUAGGACUAGAUCUGUAUCCGUUACCCAGUCUUUGCCCCAGCAGUAUUACAAACGUGUCGAAGUACGCUCGGUGUUUCAACUCUGGCUCCGAGUCUUGGUCCAUCAAUGGCGUCGAUCGAGGUACCGUAUUCUGGUGCGGGACCCAACCGCACAUCACAUCUGGUGGUUCUUCGCGAUUGGUAGAGCUAUGGUGGGCAUCGGUCGUAUGACGGUCUUUGCUCUGGGUUCAAUCACAAUGGGGAAUAUCAUUUUGAUGCCGGUGCCUGAUGACAUAUGGGUUUUUGUGCUGCUUAUGUUCACCACGGCAGUACCGAGACAAUUGUGGCCGGUAUUUUGGACGAAUGGGCAUCGUGGAGCUGAUCUUGUGGUUUUUGCGAGGAAUUUAAAGGUAGAUGGUGCGCUGCAUGUGCGAUGA